AGCAGAGAAUGACUCCACUAUUUGUUUCUAUAGAAGUCUAUGAAAAAAUGACUCUUACUUCUCACUUGAUUUAUAACGUCAGUAAACAUUUUCCAGAGGAGUUUAUGGUCUAAGUCUCUAGUUUCAAGUCUUCUUCAAUACAACAUGAUGUUUUUGUAAUUUAUGGUCCGUUAAGGGUCAAAUAGACAAUAAAGCACUGUUAAUGUUUGAUAAACCUGUUGCAUAACACCAGAGCUCUCUGCAUGUCUUUACUUGGGCUUAGUGAAGGGCCGUUUCCAUGGAAAUGUUGCUCAGCCAUAAAACAAAAAGUUGACUGAGUCUAAACCCUGAGGUCCUUGCUGUCUGCCUGUUAAGAAACACACACACGCGCGCACACACACACACACACACACACACACACACACACACACAGGAGUAUGACCUGGAGUGUGUGUGUGUUUGCUGAAGAAUGACUUACUUUUUUUUUUCCGUCUUCGCACGCAGAGUUCUGGAUGGAAAAAAAACACAAAAGCUGCGGGACUUCGUCUCUCGUUCCUAUGACUCCCAAGAAACCUCAGCAGUGGCUGCAAGUGGUUGGACAUGCAGGGAGCUUUCAUGUAGGGGAUUAUGGAACACUGCUGAAGAGGUUUUGUAAGAGGGAGCAACAAUGCUACUUGAGGCUGAUGACGGACACUUUGAGGCCCUUUGUUCCAGCCUACCACGGUGUUGUGCAGCGGGACAAGCAGGAUUACAACAUGAUGGAUAACCUGCUGACCCACUUCAACACACCUGCCAUCAUGGACUGCAAGAUGGGCAGCCGCACAUACCUUGAGGAGGAGCUGCACACGGCCCGAGAGCGGCCCCAGCCUCGUAACGACAUGUAUGAGAAGAUGGUGGCCGUGGACCCCGAGGCCCCAACCGCCCAGGAACGAGCCCAGCAGGCAGUGCUGAAAACCAGGUACAUGCAGUGGAGGGAGACGCUGAGCUCCACAACAACUCUGGGGUUCCGUGUCGAAGGAUUCAGGGUGAGCUCAUCGAAGCUUGUAGAGAAGGCAAAUGAAGACUGUCACACAAACUUCAAACGGACGAAAAGCCGAGAGCAAGUGAUGGAAGCACUUGGUGGUUUUGUUGAGUCCAGAACGCACAUUGUGUGGGGUUACCUGAGACAGUUGAAACAGUUGCGGCAGGUCCUGGAGGCAUCCGACUUCUUCAGAACACACGAGGUUGUGGGCAGCUCCUUACUGUUUGUGCAUGACUGGACAGGCAGAACAGGCGUCUGGAUGAUUGACUUUGGAAAGACAGUGGCCUUGCCUCCGCCCCUCACUUUGGACCACCGCACUCCCUGGGUAGAGGGCAAUCGAGAAGAUGGCUACCUGUGGGGUCUGGACAAUCUCAUUGGUAUACUAGAAAACAUCUUGCCACUGAGCUGAACGCCGAAUGUGUGGAUAUUCCCUCUCCAACUUAGUUCACAUUAACAAAUGAAUAACUGCACAUGGAUUGGCUUCUGAAAUGGAUGUUGUUGUCAGAAUUGUGGGAAUAUGAAAAUACAGUAAUGAACCAAACCAUAAGGUUGUAGAAAAUGAUAGAUGUGGUUAAUAACAAUAACUCACCCGCACUGGACCGGAGCAAAAACAAACAAACAAACAAACAAACACAGUCUUGGUUUCCAGCCUCAGCCGGAUGUGUCAAACUCUGCAAUGUCAAAGCUGACUUCCUCAUUAUUUCAGGAAACGCGAAGCACAAGCAAUUAAAAGAUAGAGAUAUCUGUGACUGGAGAUGCUCAGUUUAAAUGUCACACUAUUAAAAUGGUGCUAAAAGUA
Molecule: messenger RNA, 1799 nt
Organism: Scophthalmus maximus (turbot)
Lineage: Eukaryota; Metazoa; Chordata; Actinopteri; Pleuronectiformes; Scophthalmidae
Gene: itpkca
Product: inositol-trisphosphate 3-kinase Ca
Exons: 6
Coding region: 492-1409 (305 amino acids)
Biological process (GO): inositol phosphate biosynthetic process
Cellular component (GO): cytoplasm; nucleus
Molecular function (GO): inositol-1,4,5-trisphosphate 3-kinase activity; inositol tetrakisphosphate kinase activity
Source: RefSeq, a predicted model, not a curated record